Emericellopsis atlantica is the source of this 1259-nucleotide messenger RNA. RefSeq lists its product as uncharacterized. Gene Ontology annotation, cellular component: cytosol. The coding region runs from base 285 to 1214 and encodes 309 amino acids. The record is from RefSeq and is a predicted model, not a curated record. Lineage: Eukaryota; Fungi; Ascomycota; Sordariomycetes; Hypocreales; Bionectriaceae. Gene Ontology annotation, molecular function: oxidoreductase activity. The transcript is spliced from 5 exons.
CUUCGCAUCUGUUGUUUGGCAUUGGUCUAUAGAGCUUCCUAGAGGCGUUGGACAAGACAACAGGCUCAUUAUACCGUUAUAGUUCUUAUUGUUAACAGCAUCUAAUUAUCGGUGCCUUUGGCCACUGGCUCUUUCGCGACUCCAAUCCCUCAUUGCGGGACCCCCUCCAUCCGUCGUUCUCCUCAUGACUACCCCACAGUGAUGCACUCCCCUCGUCCGAAUGAUAAUGAACCGGCACGAUAGCUGGACUCCUUCUCCUUAGGUACUGAUCGCCAUUCAUCCCCAUGCGCGCCUUUCUCAAGUCAUUGCCUGCUUUUCUUCACAGCACCUCAUCUCCUAUUCUUCAUUCCCUGAGAACCCUUAGAGCCACCGCAAGCACCGUGACAACGCGAACAAUGGCCACCGCGGCAGCAGGUAAGCGUCUUGCCGGCAAGACCAUUGUCAUCACCGGCGCGUCCUCCGGCAUCGGCCGCUCGACGGCCCUCGAGUUUGCGCGCACGUCGCCCCAGGACCUGCGGCUCAUCCUCACCGCGCGUCGGGACGAGGUCCUGCGCGAGCUCGCCGACGAGAUCAAGAAGGAAGUCGGCGAGGGCGUCAAGGUCCUGCCCGUCAAGCUGGAUGUCAGCGACCCCGAGGCCGUGCGUGGUUUUGUGGGAAACCUGCCUGAGGGGUGGAGGGACAUCAACGUCCUUGUCAACAAUGCUGGUCUCGUCAAGGGGGUUGACAAGGCCCCCAGCAUCAAAGAGGAGGAUAUGAAGAUCAUGUUCGACACCAACGUGACCGGUCUCAUCAACAUGACCCAGGCCAUCUUGCCCAUCUUCCUGAAGCGUCCUGAGGGUGGCCAGGGCGAUGUCAUCAACAUCGGCUCCAUCGCUGGCCGCGAGCCUUAUGUGGGCGGGGGCAUCUAUUGCGCCACCAAGGCUGCUGUGCGCAGCUUCACAGAGUCCCUCCGCAAGGAACUCAUCGCAACCCGCAUCAGGGUCAUCGGCGUGGACCCUGGACAGGUCGAGACCAACUUCUCAGUCGUUCGCUUCUACGGAGACAAGUCCAAGGCCGAUGCUGUCUACGCCGGCUGCGAGCCAUUGACCCCAGAUGACAUUGCCGAGAUCAUUGUCUUCGCUGCGUCGAGGCGGGAGAACGUGGUCCUCGCUGACUCACUGGUUUUCCCUAACCACCAGGCGGCGGCAACGAUCAUGCACCGCAAGACAACAUAGAAGGAAGAUAAUAUCGCAAUUAGAAAAUAUGUAUAUUGUGCACAC